CCAGACAGCGCACACUCACACACAGUCGCGUACACGCGCGCGCGCGCGUAAUUUCAGCUCAGCCAUGGCUCCCAUGUAGAUGCUCAAAGCGGCUGUUGUCAGAGCGAAUUAAAUCUCCUCUCGCUCGCUGCUUCCCUCCUGACCUUGCCUGCCUCCGGUUGGGGUUUCAAUAUUUUAUUUCGGAUUCCUGCGCUUUCUUCAUGGCUACAUCAGAUGGACUAGACGGCUGUCUGCAGCGAGGCAGAUCUCAAAGUGACCCGAACAUUCUCACUGAACCAGGCAUCGAUCUGGCGCACAGUACAGUAGAGCUCGUGGACCAGCAGAGGGUGCUCAGAACAGGCUGCUUGGUGAGCGGCGUUCACACUCCACCCAUCCGGCGUAACAGCAAGCUGGCCAGCCUUGGGCGACUCUUCAAGCCCUGGAAGUGGAGGAAAAAGAAAAAUGAGAAACUCAAGCAGAGUUCUACAGAUGUAGCAUUGUCCAGUGGUCUCCUGUGCCAUGACCCCAACUCUCCCACACAAGGCUGCUGCUCCGAUGAUUCCGUCUUGCUUGGAGGAUUCGGGGGAUCUUUGAAUGCAAACCUUACUGUCAGCAGUGUUGAAUACCUUGGUCCUGAGGAGGACCCCCCCCAUUCUGUAGCUGGCCCUCUUCAGAACUGUGAAAAGGUCGAGGAAGACGCAGCGUUACAGGAUGAAGGAGCGGAAGAGGAAGGGCUUUCGUCUGGAGAUCUACCUGAAGGUCUUCAGGACACAAGGGGACAGGUGGAGGAGAGACCAGAGGACGAGGUUCCUCCCAGGGCGUCUCCACCACAAGUACCGCCAAAACAUUUACCCCAGUUGAGUUCUGGAGAUGAUUCAGGGCCUGCGUCACUCCCCGCUCACCUGCCAAACUCCUACCUCCCCAAGGAACUUCCACCAAGGGCCCCGGAAAGCCUGUCUUCAAUGACCCUGCCAUUACGGAGGCCCCUGGCCAAUACAUCAGGGUCCCCCCAUCUUGGCAGUUUGAUUCUCCCUCCCAUGCCCCCCAGCUGUAUCAUGGAAGAGCUGCAGAGGGCGUUCGCUUCAAAGAACCGACAGGAAAGUGUCCAUGAAGGGUGUGAGCAGAGCUCCCCCCCGCGCCUGUGGUGCUCUGAUGGCCGGCUGUCCCGCUCCUGCAGCUCAGAAAACCAGCACUCGUCUUCUUUUGGGGGCAGCUGCGUAGGAGGUGGAGGGUCCGACUGGCCCAAGAAGGAGGCGGAGGAGAACAAGGAGAACGUACGGCUGGACCAGUGCUUCUCCAACACCUCAGGCCUCCCCUUUGACCUGGACGGCUGGAACGAGUCCGUCAUCUCCGGCACACUUCCUCGCAGGCUAAGGAAGGAGCUGCUGGCUGUCAAACUACGAAACCGACCCAGCAAACAGGAGCUGGAGGACAGGAACAUCUUUCCAGCGAGGAGCGAUCAGGAACGGCAGGAGAUACGACAGCAGAUUGAAAUGAAACUUGCAAAGAGACUAAGCCAGAGACCAAAUGUAGAGGAGCUGGAGAGCCGGAAUAUACUGAAACAGAGAAAUGAUCAGACAGAACAAGAAGAAAGAAGAGAGAUCAAACAGCGGCUAAACAGAAAGCUGAAUCAGCGGCCGACCGUAGAUGAACUCAGAGACAGAAAGAUUCUGAUUCGAUUCAGUGAUUAUGUGGAGGUGGCCAAAGCUCAGGACUACGACAGGAGGGCAGAUAAGCCCUGGACUCGCCUGUCAGCCGCAGACAAGGCUGCAAUCCGAAAAGAGCUGAAUGAGUUCAAAAGCACUGAGAUGGAAGUGCACGCCUCAAGCAAACACCUAACAAGGUUUCACCGGCCAUGAAAGCGGAGUUUCUUCUGUGAAGAAAUGGGAAACCAAUACAUUUUCUGAAGCUGCUAGACGCCCCCUAAGUGGUGAGCGUUGGAGGCUCCUGGAGCUUUCUCGUCUUCAGCGCCUCAUCAAUUUUCUUCCAGCACUCUCAUAUCAUCAAUAUGGAGGAAUGCCUGCGGGAGAAGCGACGGCGGGGAUGUUUGCAGCAGAGACUUUGGCUGAGACUCUUGACUCUCAGGACAAGAGCGGAGCAGAAAAAGAAAAAACAAUCUCAUCAUUCUUGUGUUGUUUUUUUUGUACUAAUACAUGGACUUCUUUGACAAAGCGGUUUGGAUCCGGGUCGUGGGGAAGAAGGUGUGCAUGUGACCAGCUUCACUUUUAUAAAUGUGUCACAGGGACUGAGCAGGCCGCUGUUGGAGACACAUUUGAUAUGAACUGUAUGUACAGUGUGUCCAUCAAUGUCUUCAAUGAAAAGAAAACAAACCUUUGUAAGCACUUCUUGUCUUCAAAAUACAUCUUUUGUAAGAAUUGA
Oryzias latipes (Japanese medaka) is the source of this 2358-nucleotide messenger RNA. RefSeq names its product phosphatase and actin regulator 3a (gene phactr3a). Gene Ontology annotation, molecular function: actin binding. Gene Ontology annotation, biological process: actin cytoskeleton organization. The record is from RefSeq and is a predicted model, not a curated record. NCBI's taxonomy places the organism in Eukaryota, Metazoa, Chordata, Actinopteri, Beloniformes, Adrianichthyidae.